This is a messenger RNA of Syzygium oleosum, 2165 nucleotides long. RefSeq lists its product as uncharacterized. The record is from RefSeq and is a predicted model, not a curated record. The transcript is spliced from 18 exons. NCBI's taxonomy places the organism in Eukaryota, Viridiplantae, Streptophyta, Magnoliopsida, Myrtales, Myrtaceae. Gene Ontology annotation, molecular function: protein binding. Bases 468 to 1943 code for a protein of 491 amino acids.
AUCUUGCGCAAAGAUCCAAGAGCCUCCAAGAUCUUCGCAUUCGAAGGCCACACGAUCCUCUCCUCCCUUCGCAGUCAGUCCCCACCGAACCCCACCUCUUCUUCUCCUUAUCUGCUUUUCCAUGGAUAAAAAAGGGAAGAAAGAUAGAGAUAUAGAGAGAGAGAGAGAGAGUAACAACAAGGCGGAAGUGUGAUGCGCAUAUUGGGCUUGAUCUUUUUGAGCGACGUGUAGCGAAACACGUAUCCGAUACUGGUCCGCGAACGCAUUGAAGGGACGCAAGAACGAACACGACGAUGCCAUCGACGCUGCCCGCAUUUAUUUCCUACGUUUCAAGAUAAGGCCUCCCCUCCCUCCCGCCCUCCCUUCGUCGUCCUCGAGCCCCGAGGGAGGAGUCGUCAACGGUUCUUGGGUUCGAGCGAUUUUUUUUUUUUGUUUUGCUUUUGUUGGGAAGAAGCGGGUCGUUUCGGAUGUCUGGUGAAGAAUCGUCUUCUGGGUUGUUGGGUCUCGAAGGGGUCGAGGAUGUCGAAGACUACAUCUGGGCGAAUGAGGGGGAAGGGUCGCUGCCUUGGGACAGGUUUAGUCAUGUCUUUGAUCUUGUGCAAAAUGGAAACCAAGCAUUUCGACAGAAUUGUCUUGAAUCAUUUGAACAGUCGAUCAAUUACUACUCAAGGGCAAACAAUAUCAAACCCAAUGAUCUUGUCAUUCUUGGAAACCGAUGUGCUGCUUAUAUAAGGAUAAGCCAAUUCUUAAAACUCAGAAAUCCGUCAGACUCUGAACAUAGGGCGUUGAAUGGGCUGGAUCCUACAAUACAUGCAGAACUUGCUUUAAAGGAUGCUGAGAAGCUACUGAGUCUUCAAAGUACUUCAGACAGACCAUAUACUUUGAAGGCCAGAACUCUUUUAUUGUUGGAGAAGUAUGAAAUGGCUAGGGACACAGUAAUAUCUGGUCUUCAGGUGGAUCCUUUUAGCAAUCCUCUUCGAGCUAUUCUCCAAUAUUUGGAGAGAAAUUUGACCAGAGUAGUGGAGAGGCGAGGCCAUGGAAGACCUGAGCGUACGGAUGACUUUGAUUGCACGCUAUGCUUGAAACUACUAUAUGAGCCUAUCACAACACCAUGUGGUCAUUCUUUUUGUCGUUCAUGCUUGUUUCAAUCUAUGGAUCGUGGUAACAAAUGUCCAUUGUGCCGGACAGUUUUAUUUAUGAGUCCUAGAACAUCUGCUGUCAGUGUGACACUUAACAGCAUUAUACAAAAGAACUUUCCAGAGGAAUAUGCUGAACGGAAGGCAGAGCAUGAAAGUCUUACAUAUUUAGGAGUUGAUUUGGUGCCCCUUUUCGUGAUGGAUGUUGUUAUCCCUUGCCAGAAGUAUCAUCUUCACAUUUUUGAGCCCCGAUACAGGCUCAUGGUGAGGAGGAUAAUGGAAGGCAACCAUCGGAUGGGAAUGGUUGCAAUUGAUUCCAGUACCGGAUCUAUUGCUGAUUUUGCUUGUGAAGUGGAAAUUACUGAGUGUGAGCCACUUCCAGACGGGCGUUUCGUUAUAGAGGUAGAGGGCAGGCGCAGAUUUCGUAUAAUGCGAUCCUGGGAUCAGGAUGGAUAUCGUGUUGCGGAAGUUGAAUGGGUACAAGAUGUGCAUCCUCCAGAAGGGAACAGAGAAAGAGUGGAUUUACUUGAAUUGACGACUAAUGUAGCUGCACAUGCUUUGUCAUGGUUGACCAGAGCCAAACAAGCAGCACGACAAGACAGAUCCAAGUAUGAAAAACUACUAAGCCUGGAGCGCAUGAUGCCCUCACCACAAGAUCCUGAGCGCUUCAGUUUCUGGCUUGCUACUCUAACAAAUCGGAGACCUCAGGAAAAGUUGGAUCUCUUGCGAAUAAGAGAUAGUAGAGAGAGAAUCAGCCGCGGGUUGAUCUAUCUAAGAGCCGAAGAACAGGGUUGCCGGGUGCAGUAAUACCAAAUAUCAAUUUGGGGGUUUGUGCCCCCCACAAGUUUUUCGCAAAUAGAUUUUUUUUUUUCUUUUUCAAAAGCAUAUAACCAUAUUCUUUCGAUCCGCAAAGUGAAACACGCGGAUCCCUAUUGAUUUCUUGUAAAAUAAAUGUGGUCACAGCCAUUCGUGAAAGUAUAGUUUUCGCCCGACAUAGCCGAUAGAGCAAGAACACGAAUUUUGUUGAUA